UGUGCAAGCAUUGUAACUGAGCUCUGCAAGGGCACAGAACACCUGGAACACUGCCAUGCCUCUUGCUGCCCCCAGCUGACAGAUGAAGCUGUGAAAACAAUGGCAUUUCAGUGCCACAGACUGACAUCUGUCAGCACAGGAGGUUGCCCAAAGAUGAUUGACACAAGUAUCCAACACUUGGCUGCAGCCUGCCACUAUCUCCCCUUCUUGGACAUCUCAGGUUGCAUUCAUCUUACUGACAACCUGAAAUAUCUUUGGAAAGGCUGUGAGCUACUCCAGAUUCUCAUGACACUGUACUGUAGAAAAAUUACCAAACAAGCUGUCUUGGAAUACCCAGCUGAACUGGAGAAACAGGAACAUAACGAUGCUGACCAUCCUUCCUGGCUUGGAUAUGACUGGGAUGGUAACAUACCACCUUCAUCAAAAAACACAGAUCAGAGCCUGAAAAAACAAAUUCUUCAAAAUGAAAAAUGAAGAAAUUGUGCAGCAUCUCUACAGUUCAAGGGUUUUUCUCUAGAGCAUGAAAAGACCACUGUAUUAUUUUUUCUUAAAACUAAUCACACUUUAAUAAAAGGCCAUUUGUUGCAUUAGUAGGGAAGCAUAGCAAAUCUUUCUCACUGGAGUAUGAAUGCCUUCAAGCAAGACAGCUGCACCAGACAGCACUGCUGGCUCUCAGAUGUUGAUUCAAGCUGUCUUCAUCUUUCAAUAAUGAAAGUUUUUGUAGUCCCGUGCAGAGUAAGCAACGAAUAAAUCUGCAUGUGUUAGAGGAUUUGUUUGCCAUGAAGGUCCUCUCCAGGACAUAAACACUGACUCCCCAGAGAACUUCACUCUUGCUGUGGCUGGUACUCAUCAAGUACAGCCUUCUUGAGGAGUGGAGAGCAGUGAGUAGGCAGUGACUACAGAUUCUUUAAUACACAACUACAGCCACGCACUUGAGCACAGUUCUCCUCUUCUCAACAGUCACUUGUGCCCCCAGAGCCCUCAUUCUCAUAAAAGCCUCUUGGGCUGAGUCCAGCUCUCUGAACAAGCUGAUGUUCUUGUCUGCAGGUCUGAACUGUGGGCUGGCUGGCAGCUGAGAGAGCAGGAGAACCAAAUUAAAGGGAGCACAGAUGAAAAAAGUGUUAAAGUUUAAAUUUGCUCCAGUUACAAGAAUGUCUUCUCAUCAAAUGGACAAAAAAAGAUAUAUGGGCACACAAGGGAUUUGCCAUUCAAAUUCUAAUUGCUGAUAACCUACUAAUCUUCCCUUGUCUAGAGAUAAAUACAGUUUCACCUCAUUAGAGCAGAACAAGACAUUGUUCAAUGCCUUUGGGGAAACUCAUAAGGCAGGGUUUGUCCUCCUUCAACUCAUUCUUGACCUUCAUAUUAACAUUCUAGCUGGUCUCAACAUGUUUUAGCUUGGAAUGAAUAUAAUCAGUAGCUUUAGUGGUAGCACAAUUUUUCUGCUGGCUGAUUAAAACUUAUUUAAGCAAGUAACUAACAAGUCUGAUGUUUAAUUCCUGCCAGAUUUAGCAAAUUAAUUCAAAGUCUGAGUUUGCUUUCUUUUGAAUAUGGAACAAAUAACAUAUUUUCUUACUAUGUUCUCCCUUAAAUUGCUGAUGCAGCAGUCUCAAAAAUCACAACCUUAAUCUCAGAGGCUGACAGGCUUUGUAUUUCAGGUGAAUAAUGGGACCAUUAAAUGGAUUCAAUCUUGUGAAGUACCUACUAGAUUGUUUUCAUGUGGUGUGAAUUUUGAGGUGCUUUUUUCACUUUGGCUGCAGCAGGGCACAGAAAUCAUUAAUUUCAAAUAUUCU
Haemorhous mexicanus (house finch) is the source of this 1790-nucleotide messenger RNA. Its product is annotated as F-box and leucine-rich repeat protein 13-like. NCBI's taxonomy places the organism in Eukaryota, Metazoa, Chordata, Aves, Passeriformes, Fringillidae. The record is from RefSeq and is a predicted model, not a curated record.